GCUAGACAAAACAAAAACGGGCGCGGUGCCUUCUGGGUAAUUCAAAAUGGCCGACGCUUGAAGAUUUUUUGUGGCAAAAGUUGAAGUAAAACGUGAAAUUGUGUCUUUCUGAGUGGGAUACGGUCACUACAGGGUGUAGAGGAGGGCAAGAAGUGAUGGCAGAAAAAGGAGCUGAACAGGAUGACGCUCCUGGCUGUAGGGAUGGACCUACACAACAACAGCUGAACACUAAGUCUGCAGCCGCAGCAACAGAACCACUGCAGACUGCUGCAGAACCACAUACUAAACACACAGGAGCUGCAGCAAAAGAAACGAAAAUGUCGAACAGAGGCUAUACACAGCCUACCAAUAAUCCAGAGACCUUAAAACCAUCACAAUCUGACAUUUCUGCAAUAGAGGCCCAACAAGGAGCAAGUUCAGACCAAGAAGAGGUACAAUUGUUGCAUUUGGAAGCCACAGAGGCAGUGAAGGAGAUAGGGUUUGCUGUGAGACACGCGUACAAGUCUACAACACUGACUAGUACUGACCAAACUGUCUACAUUAAUGUACAGACCAAGGAGGAGUGUACUCUCUGUCUGGAGCUGUCACUGCAGGGUUUUCGAGUGGUUGGUCACAAGUUUGACCAGGUGGACCGGUCCUGUUAUUCCCGCCACUAUGAGACCAUCUAUGCACUGUUGGAUGACCUAAGCCUGGGUUACAGACAGUCGUUUGGAGAAACACUCCAGAAUAGACUAGAGGCUCUGGCUUUGGAACAGAGGGCAGAAGAAACACAAGCCAUUGAGGGGGACUGAAACAUGUGUAAGUGAUCUCAACCAGUGAUUUUGAACUUCGUUCAGCUCACUGAAGGGCUAUUUUUCCGCUGGUUGUCACAGAGAAGACAGACAUUACGUAUGGCAUCUACAGAGGUUCCUUAUACCAUGGAAUCUCUUAUGACAAGUACAUUGGACAGUGGACCAUGGCAUAACAUCAGACUGACUACGCAGGCCAAUUUCCCUUUUUUUUCCAAAUUCUAGACCUACAUGUUAGAUCCCUGCACCCCCGUAGGAAGUCCUGAUGGGAGCUAUAACAUCCUGUCUUAUAUAGACUUUAACACUUUCUAGUAGUGUGCAUAUUAGCCAAACAACAACAACAGGGAUUCAAAUUCCCUGCCUCUGGGUCAAGGGUCAUUAAUCAUUGGACUACAUGUCUAUAACUGUAAAUGCAGAAAUGUUCGCGGUGGAUUAAUGUUCGCGGUUUUUGCGGUGACCACUUCACACUUAAAAACACCACGAACAUUUUUCUAUUAUGGUAUUAGACUGCAGUCUAUGUUACCGUGAACUUAAGACCACCGCAAAAAGUCCUUUUCCCUGCUACCGCAAAAUUGAAUCCCCGCAAACUUAAAUGCAUUUACAGUAUUCCAUGCAAUGUUUGGAAAAAGAACUGAUUUCCUUGGCCUUAUGAACAGGUGUUUUUGUACACCUGAAUGCAUUGAUUGUUGUCUUGAGUCACACCUGUCCUUGGUCAUCACCUUUGUUUGUCUCCUUUGCAUAACCCAAAUAUACGUACCGGUACAAAAAAUUACAGGUACGAUUCAAAUACAGACCUGAAACAUGUUAACAACGCUAACUGCAUCUGUUAAUUUAGACCAAGUUUGCCUGUAGAUAUUUGAUAGAAAUCUGGGCUGUCAUCCCUCCUCUACUUUGCUCUUGUUAUCUGUUUCUACCGGUAGUACAUUUUUUAGUUAAUGUAUCACGGUAUACCCACCCCUUACUCGUAAGUCUAUUAGUACAGGAAGCCUUCUUUCCUUUUCACCUACCUACUCAAUUAUUUUCCUAUGAAACAUCUGAAAACCAGUAAUUGAAUUUAUAGUGGCCUCAUGGUGUAACUGUCAGCACUUAAAGGUUAAAAAUAUAGAAUUAAAAGAUCUUUAUUUGCACAUUCUUGCCCACAUGGGCUAAAUGCAACUUACAUCUGGUAUCAAACAAUACCAAUGUGUGUCACAAGAAACUGUGUUUUAUUUUCAUAUUUUGUUGUUUGUCAGAAGCAGAGUAUUAUAUUUAAUGUGUCAUACAAGAACACAAUACUUUAUAAAACCAUAAUGGUUCUUUGUACUGCUUUUACUGAAUCAAUACUUAGUAAUAAUAUGUCUCACCAAAGAGCUGUGUAAAAUAUCUUGAGUAUUUACUUCCAAAGUAAAACAUAAUGGAAUCCAUGUAGGUGGGGAAAUACAAAGAAAAUUGCACAAAACAAGCAAAAUAUUUGUACAUUUACAUGAGAAGUACACAUCAUGGGACAUCAUGUCAUCUUCCAAGAUAUAACUUUUUUAAUGUAUAAACAUAAAAACCUCCUUUUUUUACAGCCAAAUAUUUCAUAUCAUACCAAGGAAAUAAGUAGGGUGUAGCUUGUCUCAAAUUAAACAAGUUGUAGAUCCUAUUGUGUUCUGGAAGAUGACAAUCCCGCAGUGUGUAUUCAUUUUUGCAUGUACAUCUGUAAAAUCCCUACCACACACAUAGCCAACAAAGAUCUCACGACCUUCUCCAGACCGCGGUUGGCCGCUAGUCAAGGAUAGAUAAUUCUGUUUCCCAGAUUUUUGCCCAACUGGGCUAAAUUAAUUUCAGAAGAAAGAUAUGUUUACAAGAACAUGAUGAUGUACAAGUUCGUCUCAAUAACGUAAUCAACAUGUGGUAUACAGAUUCAACUUCUCACAUGUAUAAAAGAUGCCUGAAAUGAAAUCAUUCAAGAGAAAUCUAUGAUGGCCCACAAGGACAAAUUUCAUUGCCUGGAAGUUGCAAAUCAGAUAAGUUUGAGAAGGCUGGAAAAAUGGUUUGCAUAUACUGUAAAAUUUGUCAUUAUGGGCCACUAUAGUAACAAUACUAUUAUAAUUUUUUAAUUGUUAUUUUACCAUCUUCUAUGAAUAAGGCACAUAUCUGCCAUUUGCGGCAAUUUCAAUUUAACCAUCUUCCAUUAAAGUGAGGUAUCUGCUGUUGGUGAUAAGU
Branchiostoma floridae (Florida lancelet) is the source of this 2975-nucleotide messenger RNA. Its product is annotated as GSK3B-interacting protein-like. The coding region runs from base 156 to 791 and encodes 211 amino acids. Gene Ontology annotation, molecular function: kinase regulator activity; protein kinase A binding. The record is from RefSeq and is a predicted model, not a curated record. Gene Ontology annotation, biological process: regulation of canonical Wnt signaling pathway. The transcript has 3 exons. Gene Ontology annotation, cellular component: cytoplasm. Lineage: Eukaryota; Metazoa; Chordata; Leptocardii; Amphioxiformes; Branchiostomatidae.